Molecule: messenger RNA, 4048 nt
Organism: Urocitellus parryii (Arctic ground squirrel)
Lineage: Eukaryota; Metazoa; Chordata; Mammalia; Rodentia; Sciuridae
Gene: Arpp21
Product: cAMP regulated phosphoprotein 21
Cellular component (GO): cytoplasm
Molecular function (GO): nucleic acid binding
Source: RefSeq, a predicted model, not a curated record
AGAGACUCUGGCUGACUCAGUAGGCAGAGACAGACACAGAAACAGAGGAUAGAAAGAGAGAAAGAAACACUGUGUGCUCCCUCCCUCCAGACGCCCUCCUCUGACCGAGGGAAGUGGCCAGGGGCUCAGAGUAGGAGAGGCAGUGUAGGCACAGAAGACGGCAAGAGAGACCCUGCAUUGCUGGUGGGAUCAAGGGACUCUGAGGGGCGGAUAGACCAACGCAAAGACUGGCAUUCUGAGAGAGUGACAGCUUCAAGAGCAGAGCGCAGCAAGGCGAGAAUCCUGCGCUGAGCUGCCAGACUGACUGACUGCGGGUCAGACUGACAGAAGUACAGACAGAAGAGCAGACAGGAGUCCGGGGCACAUUCACUCUCUGCAGCCAGUGGGGAAGAGAAGGAGGCGGCGGUGGCGGCGCCCUGAGUGCAUCAGGAGCGGCGAUCAGCCGCAGGGGCAGCGGGCGCGCAAGCCCCAGUCGCUGCAGCCCCAGCCAGGCUGCCACAGCUGUGUGGGUAUCCCAGCCCACUAUGCAGAAAGCUCUUAACUAGCAGUUAAAUAAAUCGGCCAAAAAAAAAAAAAAAACCAACAACAGAAAAGGAAGCCAAAAACAAAACAAAACCAAUCCAGCCAAAUCAAUCAUUAAGAAACAACAAUAUUAAUAAAAACCAAAAACUAAAUCAAAUCAACCAAGACACCAAGAAGCUGGGGGGAUAUCCACUGUUCGUCAAGAGUGACUCAUCUGCCUUGCUGAGCCCUAAGGAGAUCCAGUGAUUGAAGGAGCCAUCAGCCAGCUGACUUAACACUCAAGAGACCAGGGUUGAGGAUGAUGCGUCAAACUGUGUAAGGGAACCGCAAGGAGAUGGGCAUUCUGAACUGUUAAUGGGGACAUGGGACGCCAGUUGCCUCUGAUUACUUGUGUGGAUUUUCCCGGUGUAGAACGACAGAAGCCGCUAGUAAGUCACCAAGACCUACAGCAGGAAUUCUGCGUGAAAGGGCAUCAAACCUUGUUAUUUUAAUUUGCAUCUGGGAGAAUGUCUGAGCAAGGAGACCUGAACCAGGCGAUAGUGGAGGAAGGGAGGACUGAGCAGGAGACAGCCGCUCCAGAGAAUGGCAUAGUGAAAUCAGAAAGUCUGGAUGAAGAAGAGAAAUUGGAAUUGCAGAGGCGGCUGGCAGCUCAGAAUCAAGAGAGAAGAAAAUCCAAGUCAGGAGCAGGAAAAGGUAAACUGACUCGAAGUCUAGCCGUCUGUGAGGAGUCAACAGCCAGACCAGGAGCUGAAAGCCUUCAGGAUCAGGAAUCAAUUCAUUUACAGCUUUCCAGUUUUCCCAGCCUGCAAGAGGAGGAUAAAUCUAGGAAAGAUGACUCUGAGAGAGAAAAAGAAAAGGAUAAAAACAAAGAUAAAACCUCUGAAAAACCCAAGAUCAGAAUGUUAUCAAAAGACUGCAGCCAAGAAUACACGGAUUCUACAGGCAUAGACUUACAUGAGUUUCUGAUUAACACUCUAAAGAAUAAUUCCAGGGACAGGAUGAUACUCUUGAAAAUGGAGCAGGAAAUUAUUGAUUUCAUUGGUGACAACAAUAAUCAUUAUAAAAAGUUCCCUCAGAUGUCAUCGUAUCAGAGGAUGCUUGUCCAUCGGGUGGCAGCUUACUUUGGAUUGGAUCAUAAUGUGGAUCAAACAGGAAAAUCUGUCAUUAUCAACAAGACCAGCAGCACCAGAAUACCAGAGCAAAGGUUUUGUGAACAUUUAAAAGAUGAAAAAGGUGAAGAAUCCCAGAAGCGGUUUAUCUUGAAGCGAGAUAACUCUAGUAUUGAUAAAGAAGACAAUCAGCAAAACAGAAUGCAUCCAUUUAGAGAUGACAGACGAAGUAAAUCAAUUGAAGAGAGAGAAGAGGAAUAUCAGAGAGUGAGGGAGAGAAUAUUUGCACACGAUUCAGUUUGCUCCCAGGAAAGCCUUUAUGUGGAAAACAGUAGGCUCUUGGAAGACAGUAACAUAUGCAAUGAGACCUAUAAGAAAAGACAGCUCUUUCGGGGCAACAGAGAUAGCUCAGGGAGAACAUCUGGGAGUCGGCAGAGCAGCUCGGAGAAUGAACUCAAGUGGUCGGACCACCAGAGGGCCUGGAGCAGCACAGAUUCCGACAGCUCCAACCGCAAUCUGAAGCCCACUAUGACCAAGACGGCGAGUUUUGGGGGCAUCACGGUGCUGACCAGGGGUGACAGCACGUCCAGUACCAGAAGUUCUGGGAAGCUGUCCAAAACAGGUAGUUCUGAGUCUUCCAGCAGUGCAGGCUCUUCAGGAUCGCUGUCCCGUACCCAUCCACCUCUCCAGAGCACACCCCUGGUCUCGGGCAUGGCAGCUGGAUCUCCUGGCUGUGUGCCCUACCCAGAGAAUGCAGUGGGGGGCCAGGUCCCUCCCAGCAGCACCAGCUACAUCCUCCUUCCACUUGAAGCUGCAACAGGCAUCCCGCCCGGAAGCAUCCUCCUUAAUCCACACACAGGUCAGCCCUUUGUGAACCCCGAUGGGACUCCUGCAAUAUACAACCCUCCCGCCAGCCAGCAGCCCCUGCGGAGCACGAUGGUGGGACAAUCCCAGCAGCAGCCUCAGCAGCAGCCUUCUCCGCAGCCUCAGCAGCAGGUGCAGCCACCACAGCCACAGAUGGCAGGCCCUCUGGUCACUCAGUCUGUCCAGGGGCUGCAGGCACCCUCCCAGUCAGUGCAAUAUCCGGCAGUCUCUUUUCCUCCCCAGCAUCUCCUGCCUGUGUCUCCAACGCAGCACUUCCCCAUGAGAGAUGAUGUGGCCACACAGUUCAGCCAGAUGAACCUGAGCCGUCAGUCCUCGGGAGAGACUCCCGAGCCGCCACCGUCUGGUCCUGUCUAUCCGUCCUCCCUCCUGCCACAACCAACCCAGCAGCCCAGCUAUGUCAUCGCCUCUGCCGGCCAGCAGCUUUCUACAGGGGGGUUCUCCGGCUCUGGCCCUCCCAUCUCACAGCAAGUUCUUCAGGCCCCUCCCUCCCCACAGGGAUUUGUGCAACAGCCUGCAGCUGCACAGAUGCCUGUCUAUUAUUACCCGUCUGGUCAGUACCCUACCUCAGCCACGCAGCAGUACCGGCCCAUGGCCUCGGUUCAGUACAGUGCUCAGAGGGGUCAGCAGAUGCCACAGGCAGCACAGCAAGCAGGUUAUCAGCCAGUCUUGUCUGGUCAGCAGGGAUUCCAAGGCCUUAUGGGAGUGCAGCAGCCACCACAGAGUCAGAGCGUGAUGAGCAGCCAGCAAGGAACUCCGGUGCAAAGCGUAAUGGUCUCCUACCCAACCAUGUCUUCUUAUCAGGUGCCAAUGACGCAAGGUUCUCAAGGACUGCCCCAGCAGUCCUACCAACAGCCAAUCAUGCUACCUAACCAGGCAGCUCAAGGGUCACUCCCGGCCACUGGAAUGCCUGUUUACUGUAACGUUACACCGCCAAACCCUCAGAACAACCUUAGGCUGAUUGGUCCACACUGCCCCUCCAGCACUGUCCCUGUGAUGUCGGCCAGCUGCAGGACAAAUUGUGCAAGUAUGAGCAAUGCCGGUUGGCAGGUCAAAUUCUGAGAGGUCUGGCUGUGGUUUAUUUCAUCAGCUAUUACUCAUGGCCUUUAAGGGAAGAGGAGCAAGUUGGGAAGACUGGCUGAGGACUUAAGUAUUCACUCAACACUCAAAAGAUUGCUGCUGGUAUUCUGUAAAAAAAUAAACAAAGACUAAUACACAUGUUAGCUGGUUAAUGGUGCAUAUUUCUGUCAUGUCUGCUAGGUAUGCCUUUAUAGCUUAGCUAGUGACAUGAAUUCAUCGAGGUAAGAUUUUCUCCUACCACUGAACACCACUGUGUAGAUUAUAAUAUCCCUCAUUUGGAUUAGUUUUGUACUUUGUGUUGAGUUUGUGAUGCUAAAAGUAUUUAAAAAUUAUAUACUGAAUCACAUUGUACCAAAGCUGUAAUGGAAAAGAAAAGAAGAAUUGAUGAAUGGAAGGAAUAAUUUAUAUACAUUAUAGAGUUUUCUUUUUUUAAUGCAUAUAUACUGUAUUGUAGU